AUGGCUACAUAUCCCCAAGACACACACAACGAUAUCUACCCUUCAGACCAGGGCCAUGACACCAGCAAAUCAAACAGCAAAGAAAAGGUUCCCUUGGACAAUGAGAAGAGUCACAUCGACGACCUUCACUCCGGCCACAAUGUCCCCGUUGUCGACAACGGCUUCGGAGGCGGCGAGGGCGCAAAGAAUUUCCGCAACAUGUCAAAAUGGGAUACCACAUUCGCCCUACUAACCAACCAAGUUGGUCUCGGUGUUCUGUCCUUGCCCAGUGUCCUCAAGACCAUGGGUAUCAUCCCUGGCUUGAUCGCAAUUAUUGGCAUUGGCCUCUUGUCUUGGUACACUGCCUUUGUUCUUAAGCAGUUCUACGGAAAGCACCCUCAUGUUGUCAACGUGGUUGACAUGACCCGUGUUGUCGGUGGACGCAUUCUCUACAUCAUUGCUGGUAUCGGUCUCAUGGUCCAGGUCAUCAUGACAGCCGCUUCAGCCAGUGUCACCCUCUCCAUCGCCUUCAACACCAUCUCCAGCCACUCGGUCUGCACAGUGGGCUUCAUUGGCAUCGGCUGUCUCUGCUGCUGGGUCCUCUGCGCGCCCCGUACCUCCAAGUUCGUCUCGCAGUCCGGCAUCCCCUGCAUGGUCUCCGUCAUCGCCGCCUCGCUCCUGGUCAUGAUCUCUCUCGGGGUCAAGAAUCCCACAGCUGCGCCCGCAGACUGGCACAAGGACAUCAAGAUCGUUGCGAACCCCGACUUCCGCUCCGGUCUUAACGCCUGCCUCAAGAUCUGCUACGCCUACUCCGGUAACAUCAACUUCGUCACUUACAUGGCUGAGAUGAUCGACCCCGUCAAGGACUUUGGAUUCGCCCUGGGCAUGCUCGAGGUUGUCUCCAUCUCCUUCUACGUUAUUGUCGCCAUCGCCAUCUACUGCCUCGGUGGUGAGUACACAGUCUCGCCUGCUCUCGGCUCCGCCCCAGAGAACAUUGCCAAGAUCGCCUACGGUAUCGUCCUUCCCGCUAUCCUGUCAACCGGACUUGCCUUUGGCCACACAGGUAUCAAGUACGUGUACGUUGUGGUCAUGAAGCGCUUCAAGCUCCAGAGCGAGAUGACCGCCAACAACGUCCGCUCCUGGUCCAUCUGGAUGACCAUCGUGACUAUCUUCUGGGUCCUCUGCUUCAUCCUCUCCAACGCCAUCCCCGUCUUUGACUCCAUCUUAUCCAUUGCCUCGGCCACUACCAUCUCUUGGUUCACUUUCGGCUUCAGCGCCGUCUUCUGGUUCCACAUGAACUGGCACCAGAUGUUUUCCAGUCCCACUAAGAUUGCGUUGACUUUUGUCAAUGCUUUCCUUAUUUGCAUUUCGAUCUUUAUGAACGCGGCUGGUCUGUGGUCAUCAAUUACGGAGCUGUUGGAUCUGUUUGCUGCGGACUCGAGUCAAAUCCAGGGCGUGUUUUCCUGCGGUAGCAACUCCAUAUUCUGA
Molecule: messenger RNA, 1467 nt
Organism: Fusarium sp. VM40
Lineage: Eukaryota; Fungi; Ascomycota; Sordariomycetes; Hypocreales; Nectriaceae
Source: the annotation of a GenBank genome assembly